Ochlerotatus camptorhynchus is the source of this 3768-nucleotide messenger RNA. It is a transcript of the gene Cds, whose product is annotated as CDP-diacylglycerol synthase. The transcript is spliced from 8 exons. Gene Ontology annotation, cellular component: endoplasmic reticulum membrane. The coding region runs from base 747 to 2126 and encodes 459 amino acids. The record is from RefSeq and is a predicted model, not a curated record. NCBI's taxonomy places the organism in Eukaryota, Metazoa, Arthropoda, Insecta, Diptera, Culicidae. Gene Ontology annotation, molecular function: phosphatidate cytidylyltransferase activity.
GUCAUCCAUUGAUCCAUUCAGAACUUUGUCGCGGUCUAUACUGUCCGCUUGGGACUAAAGUCGGCUCAGUCUACUAGCAACGGUGGCAGUGUUGUGUGUGUAACGUGCAUUAUUUAUUAUCAAAAUCCAACCCACCAUCAGCUUUACUAGUGCUCGGUUAGAAGCCGUGGCCUGUGAAAGAAAAACGAACGGACAGUGUGUCAGUAGGAAUCGGUCACUACUUUUGGUGCGGUGCGCGUGUUCGACGGGUUCGACGGCAAGGAGCGGAAAAUAAUUUAUAUUUUGAAAUCCAUAACAACCGAAUAAAGUGUUGCGAGUGAGUAUCAUUCGCGGAACAGUGCCCAGUUCAGUGUGCGUGCGAGGUGAAAUACCUCCAAGGGAGGAAUCUUGUACAGAAUAGUGGUUCCUAUGAUCUUGUUUUUGAUUACGCUUCAGAAACGAAUGUAAACAAAGGGCAUUUGGUAAGAUCGUUUUGGGUGGUGCUUGUGAAAAAGAAGCAUUUUUUUUAUCGAGAGUCACUGCAAACAACACCCCGGAGCGCAGGUAGCUGCGAUUAAGUAAUUCAGUGAAUGGCAACAGUAACUGUUGUUGGCAAGGGGGAGGCCACCCUGUGAAGAAAGUCAAGUACAAAGUUCUGGAAAAGUAGCUCUGGUGUGUGCAUUGAAGUGAGAAAAGUUUAUCGCGAAAAACGGUUCCCAAUUUUUAAUAAUAAAAAGCAUCGAAACGGUUUCGCUUGAGCUGGGAAAAUGAGCACGGAAGCGGAACUUCGACGACGAAACAUCGGUGAGGGAGAUUCCCUGGGCGAAUCUCAACUCAAACCGGAAGACAUCAGCAAGCAGGCCCCACAGGAAUCGACCACUGCGGAAAGUUCUGAUCAUAUCGAUUCAGAAGAGGAAAAGCUACCUGACGAAAAGCAUGUCGACAGGUUGGCCAAAACGCUACCCCAAGGAACGAACAAAACACCGGAGGUACUCGGUCAUGCACUCAGUGGACUACCGGACAGAUGGAAGAAUUGGGUGAUAAGAGGCAUCUUCACAUUUAUCAUGAUCAGUGGAUUUUGUCUUAUCAUCUACGGUGGUCCACUGGCGCUAAUGAUUACGGCCCUGUCCGUGCAGGUGAAAUGCUUCGAAGAAAUCAUCUCGAUCGGUUAUUCCGUAUACCGAAUCCAUGGACUGCCCUGGUUCCGCAGUCUCUCGUGGUACUUCCUGGUCACGUCCAACUACUUCUUCUAUGGCGAGAAUCUGGUUGACUACUUUGGCGUGGCCGUCAAUCGAGUGGACUCGCUGCGGUUCCUAGUCAAGUACCAUCGCUUCCUGUCGUUCUGCUUGUACUGCAUCGGGUUCGUAUGGUUCGUCCUGUCGCUGGUCAAGAAGUACUACAUGAAACAGUUCAGCCUUUUCGCUUGGACCCACGUGGCUCUGUUGAUUGUGGUUACCCAAAGCUAUCUGAUCAUUCAGAACAUUUUCGAGGGAUUGAUCUGGUUCAUCGUGCCGGUUUCGAUGAUCGUUUGCAACGACGUGAUGGCGUACAUGUUUGGUUUCUUCUUCGGUCGGACACCGCUCAUCAAGCUUAGCCCGAAGAAGACCUGGGAGGGCUUCAUCGGGGGUGGAUUUGCAACGGUGCUGUUUGGAUUGCUAUUUUCUUACUACUUCUGCCAGUUUCAGUACUUUGUCUGUCCGAUCGAGUACUCGGAAAGCGCUGGGCGGAUGACGAUCGAGUGCGAACCGAGCUAUCUGUUCCAACCGCAGGAAUACAGCUUUCAACUGUUCGGAUCUAUGAAGUCGAUUACCAUCUAUCCAUUCAUGUUGCAUUCGCUGUCGUUGAGCAUCUUCAGCUCCGUCAUUGGACCAUUCGGAGGAUUCUUUGCAUCUGGAUUCAAGCGAGCAUUUAAGAUCAAGGACUUUGGAGACAUGAUUCCCGGACACGGAGGUAUUAUGGACCGUUUCGAUUGCCAGUUCCUGAUGGCAACGUUCGUUAAUGUGUACAUCUCUAGUUUCAUCCGCUCGGCGUCACCCCAGAAGCUCUUGAAUAUGGUUUACAGCCUCAAGCCGGAACAGCAGCUGCAGUUGUUCAACCAACUGAAGGACAGUCUCGAGGAACGAAACAUCAUCAAUCAGUUGAAUUAGAUCUCCACUUCGCUUCGACGAUGACGGGGGUAAAUUUUGGAGAAAGUAAUCGUACUGAAUACGCAAUAUCUUACAUGGAUGUUCUACAUAAUUACAUUCACAUGCAUGCUAAGUUUCCCACAUAAAAAAAAAAACAAUCAGAUUUAGGAAACACCACUGGAUUAUACGUAUCGCUUAGGAGAUGUUUGAAAUUUUACCGAACAAUCUGUUGUCGUUUUGAUUAAAUACAUAUUUUACACCAACUUCAUACUGUUUAACUCGGACAACACAAAACCAUCAUCGGGAGAUUAAAAAAAAAAACUAGUCUAAGAUGCUAUGCAUGCAGAAAAUUUGACAAAAAGGACCUAAAAGAGAUGUUUAACCCGUCGUUGCUAUCUGCAGUAAGAUUUUAUGAUAAUCUCUAUAUUUAACGUCAGUGCGCUGAUGAUAGAUUGUCGACCCUCGCCGCUAUCGGAAGCAGCCGUAGCGUAUUGUUAUCGUAAUGUAAUCAGUAAUAUUAUUAACAUUUAUUGUUUGCAAAGUUUGCAGUGAAGAUGGAACAUCCUAGCAAAUAUGACUAUAGAGCAGAUUUCUGAGUCAGACCGUGUGGUGUUUUAUUUUAAAAUCGCGACGUCGCUGUUCACGAGAGCAAGAAAUGCAACGUGUGUAGGAUGUGCGCAGUUCUCUUCUACAUUCCGAAGUCUGCCAAAGCGUAGAAAAAGGCCCUUUGCUUAUUUGAUUUUGAUAGGUAGUUUGAUUUUUGCACUGCUACCUAAAUCAGCGAUCGAGCAGGAAUGUAGCGCAAAGUUAGUGCAAUUCAGUGUCCCCCUAUCAUAUGUUCUGUUACCUUUGUUCCGUUGCGUUUCGUUAAGUAACUGUGUAGGAGUAUUUCCUGACCGUAACCUUCUUCGGUUGGGUAUGUUAGAGCUUUAUUAUUUGUCGCACUGUACAAUAGGUGGUUCUAGGUUAUUAUUAGAUAUUCUACGUUAUUAGUUGCAUAUGUUAUCGGUGUUUUCCGUUUUUAGUGUGUAGUUCUAUGAUAAUGAUAUAUGUGAUCCUUGCUGUCCCCUUUCCUCCUGGAACUUUAAUCCAACAUCAACAUCUUCCUAUUCAUCCGAAGAAUCACAUGAGCGAACAUAUUCAUACAGGAAUUAUUUAUGAACAAACAGAAUGAUAUAUAACCAAAAUUGUCAGCAAAUUGUACGAGAAUAUAAUGCAAAGAAUUUUAGUAAAUGUAAACGUAAAGCAAGUAUUUAUGUGCAAAAUCCUGAAUGCGUGAAUGAUAUCUAGAAGUAAUGUUGUACCAACAAAGAUUCUCGAAAAAAGUAAUAUAAAUUCGCAAAUUUCAAUGUAUCACAUAUGGACAUAUAUACAAAUCUAAUAAGAACACAUUAUAUUAUGGAAAGUGCAGCUACACGACUACACUGUUGUCUGUCUUCUCCUUUUGGGUGGAAGGCGGGCAAUAUAAAGAGAGUGUGGAACAAUCCAAAAGUAGCAGAAUCGAGUCGAUGUAAAGGUAGAAGGAUCUUUUUCUAAGCAGAUUAUGUGAACCCAAAAUUGUGUAAUGUUGGUUAUAUUACAGAUGGAUUGAAAUGAUUGGCGAAACGACAAAGAAGUGCAACGAUAGAUUUAAUAAAUAGAAUUCCCUACAUGUAACUGUGUA